AAUGAGAGCCAGCAUUAGCUAAACUUUGCCAAAUUAGUUGGUAUAUAAAAUAUAUAUUAACAUGUAUGCGUUACAUAGGGUAUGGCUUGCAGUAACAAGACAGGAAGAGGAUGAGUUUAAACACAGCAAAGUCCAAAGUUGCAGCCCUGAUGCAAUACCCAACCAAGACGGCCAUCUUUAGCACAAAUCUUUAUUCAUUCUUUAAAAAAAAAAAAAAAAAAGGCCAUCAUGUGGUCACAUGACAGGAAAACAAGCAUACAGCGCAAUGCCACACUGGUUGCGUUGGUUCCGAGCCAUCUUGAUGUAGCCCUCGUCGCCAUAACGGACACCCCAGCUGCAGUUGAAAGCAUACAUGAAGUACAUGAUUUAACCACCUUGGAAACAUGUCAAUGAGACCUAUUCUUGACCAGCCAGUAGUCGCUCCCCUUUUCUGUGCCGUAGCCCACAGCUAGCACACCGUGGUUGACUUUGUGUGUGCACGUGUUGUCCUGGUACACACCUGGACAGCAAAAAAAAAAAAAAAGUCAAAUUAAAAAGUCAGGUCAACGUAAACACUGUUCAACUCACCGUGACGGUAAAAAUGGAAUUUGGGUCGUGAAGCGUCCACGGCGACAGAAAUGGGCCCAACGGUUGCCAAAGCCAUCUUUAGUGCCUUUUCAUUCCCCUUUGGGAUGUACACGUAACCUGAGCAGUUUGCAGCACGGUCCUGUGCCUUAUACUUGCAUUGACCACGCUGAAAGACAUUUGAAUUCAUUAAAAAAAACUAAAGUAAUAAAAUUUUCAGAAAGGGAUAAAAAGUUCUACAAAAUCCUAAACUUGUCCAAUUUUGUGGUAAACCAUUCCCCAUAUCCACAAUCCUUAUGAGAUUAAGCCUUCACUUUUCUGUGCAUUCCAAACGAUAUGAAAACAGCUUACCUUUCCCUGGUAAGGAUAGGUCAUGUCAGAGUCGAUGCCUUUGUUCUGAUUGACAUACUUAAAAGCAUUUGCCAUGAAGCCGCCAUGGCACCCGUGGUUGCCAUACUCAAGGGAACAAUCCACCAGGUUCUGAGGACUCAAGGACUUCAGGACCCCCGUUGUCUUCUUCAGUUGACCUUCAAGAGCUCCCACGGCACUGAAGGCCCAGCAGGACCCACAAGGACCCUACAGAGGAGUUUGUUUACGCUCUACCACCAAGGAGACUUUCCAUGGCGCUUACCUGCAUCUUGACCUCAGUGACCAGGCCUCUUUCCCUCCAGUCCAGUGAUGGCGGAAGCCGAUUGCUUUUGUCCCAGUUGAAGUUAAAACGAUAUCUUUCCAGGUCUGUGGGAAUGAUGGUGCCAGCGAGGGUGCCGCUGAUCUCCUCUCUGGUCUGCAACGUGAUAAGAUCAUAUCAGAGUAUAUUGUGGAUCAUGCUUAGCUUGUCUCUCACCAGGUCUCCCAGGUGGUUCAUGGCCAGCUCGAAAGUGUGCAAGCCCAGGGAGGUUUCCAGGUUGUGGACGUUUAUCAUCUGCAGGUUCUCUUCCCAGAUCUGCCUGCGACCAGACUCCUCCACCUAAAAAACAUUAUAAAGCUCUAUCACUCCUCAUUCCUACUAAGACACAGUUCCUAGUAGUAAAGGCCACCAUCCAGGCUAGAUUUUGGACAAUGCACCAUUGUGACACAUCUGAGACUUAGUGGUUAAAACUGGUAGAAGAAAAUACAAGCUGGGACCAUUAAGCUAAUAAGGACAUCAAAAUGCGUAUGGCUUUGUACCUGAUGAGAGUAAAACUUAUUAUGCAUCUUCUUCCACAUCUCCCAGUGAUCAUCCAGAGCCGGACUGAUGUCGGCCUCUGCUAAUCCCCACAAGAUGGCGAACAGCAGGCUCCGAAACAUUUCAAGAUCUACAAGAACAAAGCCGUAAAGAGAUGGAUAGACAGCAACGUGACAUUCACGACCACAGCCACUGGUCUCACAGCGGCCUGCAGCUCUGCCUCGGCUUCCCGUGGGAGCCCGCAGAUGCUGGAGCAGCGGCCCACCUUUCCCCUCGUCAUAGCUACAUCGCCCAUCCUGCAAACAUCCAAACAGAAUCUGAAGCUGGAAGCAACGCAAAGAAAGUGCAUUAUGCUUGAAGAGAAGAUGGAGCUUCCAGGAACUAUCCCAGCUGUCACCACAACAACCAAACGACGAAACAGUACACUGACAAUAAAGACGACCAUUGUCGUGCAACGUGCCGAGCUUCCACUCACCGCCCCCCACCCCCCACCUCCCCACGAAUCCGGGCUUGGACGGAGAACGGCUGAUGAGAUCGGGUUCCCUGGAGGUAGCAGAUGGCUCAGUUCCUGACUCAGUGCCGCGUCUCUUCUUCUGUGGUGACGGCACAUGUACAACAACCAUUCAGAACCGUGAUGAAAAACACUCAACAUUGAGGAUGAGUAGAACAAUAGACAGGUAUGUUUGAAGAAAAUGGUUUAUUUAUUCUUUAUUUUAACUAUCUCAGGUAAGAAGAUUAUGUUUCCAUCACAGUUUCUUUGUUUUGGAGCAGGACUAGCCUAAAGAAAUAGUUACAAUUUUGCGGACAUUGGUGUAGAUCAGGACAAAGGUGCAGAGGCAGGACAUUUUAUCACACUUUCAUUUUCAUUGCAAGCCAUUUUUUGGAUUUUUUAUGGCAAUGCCGGUCAUUUCCUGCACCGUCACCUGUUACCCUUCAGCGUCAUCAAGCUGAAAGCACUUCCUGCUUUUCCAAAAAUGCCAAUGCGGAGAUUCUCUUCCAUCUGCCGCCGCCCCUGACUCCCAGCAUUUGGCUGACCUGCGCCUGCCUCCUUGCGUCCAGCCUUGGACCGAGGCCACCAGGCAGCACAUAUAAUCCCCCAGCAUGCACUCUGCUCCCUGCACCAGGUUCCCACCGCCGUCAAUGUUGUUGUUGUUGCCAUGAGGAUGCAAUACCAAUGCAAUACCAAACAUCCUGGCGGGUCACGAGCUUCAUUUUUAAGCUGCCGAAGGUACUUUUGAGUCUUUUUUUUGUGUGACUUUACUUUAUUGAAAGAAAAGCACAUCCUGUAAAUGUAAUUUUUUUUAUCCAGAAAAUGGAGCGAUGACAAUGAAAGCGCAUGACAACUGUUUUUUCUGUUCCUUGGACAAAACUCCCCAUUAAACUGCUGCCUGGUUAUGAAAAUCUACUUCCUGUUAUCUAAGAGACGUCUCCCAUGCAGGCAGCCCACCAUCACAGACUACGUUUGGGGGCUUUCUGCGUGUUGGCAGCCGGCAUGGUGUUAACGUCAGAAGCUCCGCCUCCACCGUCACCAUCGUGUCCUCGCUCUUGCGGCUGCGACGUGACCACACGGCGGGUCAACUGCUCUUACGGCCGACUCUGCGCUGUUCCCGAACAUCUGCCUCCUGAUGCCACUCAACUGAACCUGAGCCACAACGCCAUCAGGACUCUGGCGCCUCAGCGAUUCCGCACUCUGACGCGACUUUUAGGCUUGGAUUUGAGCGACAACCUGCUUGCGUACAUCGAGGCAGACGCCUUCCUCGGGUUGAAGAGCCUCAUCAAUCUGCACCUCGCUCGUAAUUUCCUGAAGGUUCUUCCCGUCGGAGCUUUUUCCGGCUUGCCAGAGCUCCAACUGCUAGACGUGAGCAGCAAUGAGCUCCUGGGCUUCCUUGAUUUCACCUUUCAAAACGUGACCAGGCUGCGUGUGAUGAAAGCCCUGCAAAACGAUCUGGUGUUCAUCUCUCGCCAGGCCUUCGCUGGCCUAAGCAGCCUGCGCCAGCUCCACCUGGACGCCUGCAACGUGACUUUGGUGCCCACGGAGGCGCUGGCACAUGUUGGUGGACUGACGAGCUUGUAUUUGCACCGUCUUGGCUCCAGCACGUUGCCAAGCUAUGCUUUCAUUGGCUUGGUGCUCCUCAAGCAGCUCGUCAUCUCUGAUUGGCUGAGACUGGAGACGCUGUCAGCAAACAGCCUCAUUGGCCUCAAUCUGACAUCCCUCACUAUAAGAAGAUGCAACCUCAGCACCGUCCCUUACGUCCCUUUGCACCAUCUAGUCUAUCUUGUCCACCUUGACCUCUCUUAUAACCCUAUCACUUACAUCCAUGCCAACCAGCUCGGCGACCUCCUCAGGCUCCAAGAGCUCCAUCUCGUUGGAGGAGGUCUUCUGCACGUUGAACUCAUGGCUUUUGCUGGUUUGACAAAUCUGAAGCUCCUCAAUGUGUCAGGAAACCUUCUGAGCACACUCCAGGACGGCGUCUUUCAUUCCGUGGAUGCCCUCCAACAUUUAGGCCUGGAUGCCAACCCCCUUUCCUGCGACUGCCGCCUGCUGUGGCUGGUCCACCGACGCUCCUCUCUCGGCCUUGGUGGACGUGCUCCAGUGUGCACCACUCUCCAGUCACACCAUUGGUGGAAUUUUCUGGAGCACUCCGAAGCGGAAGUCCUGCUCACAUGUCGGCCGCCUCGUAUCCAAAGACGCCAACCCCAGCAGGUGAGGGUGGAUCAGGGCCACACGGUCGUCAUCUACUGCUAUGCGGAAGGUGACCCUGCGCCAUCUGUCACAUGGUUGAGCCCACAGCGUAGAGCGUUGAGCGAUGUGGGCAGGAUACGAGCCCUUGCCAACGGCUCACUGGAGGUCCGCUAUGCUCAGCCUCAGGACAGCGGUACUUAUCGCUGCGUGGCGUCCAAUGUGGCGGGAAACGACACUUGGCCAGUCAGCCUCCAAGUCCGAGGAUUCUCCUCAUCUUCAAAUCCCUUUCAUCUUAAAAGCUGGCUGGUCUUCCCAUCUACCUCUCCAGGACGUGCAAGCGGCCCACAGGAGCUCCCUAUUGACAUCAAGACGCUGCUUAUCGCCGCGUCCAUUGGCGUCCUGUCAUUUGUCAGCUCGGUGAGCGUGUGUUUUGUCUUCAUCUUCCUGUGGAGUAAGGGCAAGGGGCAGAUAAAGCACACUGCCACCAUUGCAUAUGUGCCACGGAGCGCCGUGGCAAGCAGUAAUGGCGGCGCGGGCAACUACAUGGAGACCAGCAGGUUUACCAUGAAACUGAUGUAAAGACAAGAGUCAUUGUAAAAAGUUUAAAAGGAAUAAAAAGCCAUCAAUAUUUGGUUAUCACUAAUGCAGAAUGAAAUGAAAACAACCUAUUUAGUUCAUUCUGGUAAAUACUAACAAUGUUCCUCCCUGAGCAAAUUGCAGCCAGUGAAGUUAUAUCAAGUCUUAUAAGAGUAUUUUGAGAGAAUGUGUAUUUAACCUUAUAUUAAGGUUAGUUGCUACGUUAUCAUUUCACUCCACAUAAUUUUAUUGUAUUUUUCUGUGUUCCCA
Doryrhamphus excisus (bluestripe pipefish) is the source of this 5258-nucleotide messenger RNA. The record is from RefSeq and is a predicted model, not a curated record. NCBI's taxonomy places the organism in Eukaryota, Metazoa, Chordata, Actinopteri, Syngnathiformes, Syngnathidae.